This is a messenger RNA of Spizellomyces punctatus DAOM BR117, 2199 nucleotides long. RefSeq lists its product as uncharacterized. The transcript is spliced from 2 exons. Lineage: Eukaryota; Fungi; Chytridiomycota; Chytridiomycetes; Spizellomycetales; Spizellomycetaceae. The coding region runs from base 72 to 2033 and encodes 653 amino acids. The record is from RefSeq and is a predicted model, not a curated record.
GUGGGCUCUUUUGACCGUUACGCUUCGGAAUAUCAAGCCUAUGGUUGUCUACCUUUGUCAAUUGGCGUGCAAUGGCGGAAAUUCUGCAAUCCAACUACAUAGGCGAUGAGCACAUUGGCCAUACAACGAGCGAUAGGAAAUUAGAGGAGGAGAAUGCUGCGACCUGCUUGAGGUACAAGAACCUUAAUCCCUCAAAGGCAUCGCUCUUCAAACCUGGUUUCGAGCCAACCCAGCAUACCAGAACGUGUGGUACCAUCGCAAUAUGUUUUGAAGUUUUCACCAUUAUCGUUUGCCUGGGUACCUAUGUCAUCGGAUCACAAGGCUAUCUUAAAGUCGCUGCCUUUGAUACUUUUUUCACAAAAUCCAUAGGGGGAUUUAUGGUCGGAGUCGUUGUGCAGAUAGCUUUAGUUGCACCAUUGAAGCUUGGCCGUAAAAUGAGUCAGAUAUGGUUUGGAAGGCGGCUAUUGAAGGGAGGAAUGAAGGUUAGAGAGUUGAUUACAGCUUGGAGUCUGAUUUAUAGCAAUUCGUAUCGAGGGGUGGAGGAUGUUUGGAGGGGUCUUAGCCCUAUAGCUGGAUUUCUCCUGCUCUUAUACCUUGGUGAGAUAAUUGUGCUCGGCACAAUUGGCUCGCUUUACUAUACUGUGCCUAUCUGGAACAUGAAAGCCAGUGGACCUAUGCCAUACUUCACAUUUCCCAAUGUGACUCCUACUACGGUCGAUGAAGCCGGUUUUGCAAUGGAUUGCAGUCAGCGUGCGGGCGUGUCUGUCGGACGCUUGCUGGAUCCUCUUGUUCGACAAGGGAUCCUAGUUCCCAAUUCCACGUACGCGCAAUGCGAUUCCACCCACUGCACUGCAUCGGAGACUGUGAUUGUGUCAAGCUUUACCGUCCCAUUCACCGGGCGAACGGCGGCUCCGGCGCCGAUGAUGGAUUGGACAGAUUUAAAACCUGGGAAUAUAGUGAAAGGGAAAAUGACGUCCUUAACCGCCACUGCAGACUGCCGCCCCUCGAAACUCAACUUAACAGAUUACGAAUUGUAUAUUGACGUCGAUGAAGGGCCUGCACAGUACUUGUACAUCUUCAAUCCCUGGGCUGUCACGAACCCAGCAAUGCAAACCCCCCAAUUGCAAUUGCUGAGCCUUGCUGCAGAACAAACGGAUCCAUACGUGGCACCGAAUGGACAGAUGUACAUCGGCAUGAUGGCCUACAAUUUCCCGGAGAGUUUUGCGCAUAUGACUUGGAAUCCUGACGUAGGUGGCAGAAAUGCCAGCAGCGUCAUCUGCACAAUCGGAAUCGAAACUGGCAUCGCCAACGUAGAAGUUUUGAUGGAACAUCUGACCCCAACCCGGGUGGCCCGUAUCCUGUCUGUCACGGAGAUGUCACCACAGACGCCGUAUGACAUGUCACCUGGCACUCCGGGGUAUCUAGGAGCGUACUUCCUUGGGCAAACCUACGGAUUCUUCUCGUGCGAUAUUUCCCCUUGUGAUUUCACCGGUACCACACCACCUCCCUUUGAUAUGAUGACAGGAUUCUUCGACAGUACAGACGACGGUCAUGGCUUUGUCUUGGAUUAUGACACUCAGAUGGAGAAGUUUACCGCGGCGCUGGUGAAGCUUACCGUCUCUGUUAUGCCUGUUUUCCUAAUUCCCGAUGCGGAUCCUUUACAUGAUCAGUCGACGUUAACGGUUUGGAGCAACGACGUCGUGUCCAUCAUAUACACAACCCUUGCAUGCAACCUUCUCCUCCUCACGGGAUCUUUGAGUGGGGUCUGUUUAUUGAUAUUACACAUUUUAACGGGUUUGUGGACUCGGCGGGGCCCAAACAGUAAAUAUUGGACCACGUUUGGACCCACUUUCUGGAUGACGGAAUCUGUAUAUGCACUGUUGCAAGCAUUGCAUUUAACCGAACUCGUUAAUCCUCCAAGCUUAACGCAGGUGCCUCCCAAAACCUUGAAAAAGGCACUCACCAAUGAGUAUUUAAUUGUGGGUGCUAUCGACAGCAGUGGUGCUUUGUCAGUAGAUGUUAAACAGAAGUAGGUUUAGCGAACAUCGACCCAGUGUUUCAAUAAACCUGACGCUUGACUAGGAGGGUCAAUAUAUUAGAGAAAAACCAUAGAUAGGACAAACGGGUAUAUAAUAAUAAUUUAGAAUCGAAAUUCUCAUGUAUACAAUGCACACUGAGCGAAUCCGGAAUGCAAAGGCA